Molecule: messenger RNA, 3786 nt
Organism: Oncorhynchus kisutch (coho salmon)
Lineage: Eukaryota; Metazoa; Chordata; Actinopteri; Salmoniformes; Salmonidae
Product: hsp70-Hsp90 organizing protein 1
Exons: 15
Coding region: 132-1748 (538 amino acids)
Molecular function (GO): RNA binding; protein binding; metal ion binding
Source: RefSeq, a predicted model, not a curated record
UGUAGAAGAAGGAAGCCCUGACAAAACCUCCCAGAUUCCCGCAGACAGCGAUUGUUCCCAUGUUCUAAUCGUGUUUACUUUGUAACAAUGUGUUUGGUUUUAUUAACGGGUAUUUGAGACGAGAAUGCUGGAUGGUGGUCGCAGUCAUGCGGUUCACACGGGACAUUUGCAGGCUGCUGGGGCUUGGGAGCGAAACCUCCAGUGCUCAGCACCAGGAGGAGAUGGAAUGUGGAGCAGUGACCUCUGAGCCCACCGACAUCACACAGGAACAGGACAUCAGUGGAGAGGACUGUCUGAGCGAGGAAGAGAAGGCCAAACACAGAGCGGCGCGACGCAGAGCCAAGAGGAAGCGUCGACGGGAACGCAAGAAGCUGGAGCAGGUGAAGAAGCCUGAGGGCACUGACCAGGAUGUGGAGGAUGAUGGUAGAUCUGAGGAGGAAGAGGAUAAAGAUGAGAGUGAGUCUGAGGUGGAGGUAGAAGAGGAGGUAGAGAAAGAAGAUAAAACAGCCAUCGCCUGCUCUAAGGAACCCUCUUCCCCAUCGCCAGCUCCCUCGGGAACUAAAGGUCCCCAAAAUACCGCUGUACGAACAUCUGAAGAGGAACUGGAGUGGGAUGUGAGCAGUGCAUUCUUUGCUAACGCUGCUAGUCACAUCCGGCCGAAAGGCAUGACCAAACCUGGCGCCAAGUCCAAAGAGAAUAAGGAGAAUGAGGGCAGAACCAGAGAGGUGAAUGAAACGGAUGCUGUGACUAAAAGAAGUGCCUUGUUGACAGAAAAAGGGAUCAAGCUGGUCCAGGAGGGCCAGUAUUCUCAGGCAGUCAGUAUGUUUACAGAAGCCAUCAGAUACAACCCAAAGGAUUACAGGUUCUUUGGGAACCGGUCGUACUGUUAUAGCUGUUUGGACCAGUACCCCCAGGCCCUGUCUGAUGCUGAGAGGUCCAUCCAGCUGGCACCUGACUGGCCUAAAGGACACUUCCGCAAGGGCAGCGCACUCAUUGGCAUGAAGAGGUACAGUGAGGCGGAGAAAGCCAUGGAACAGGUGCUGAAGCUGGAUGAAGACUGUGAGGAGGCCGUCAUCGAUCUCUUCAACUGCAAAGUCUUACAGCUUAUGGAGCUGGGUUUUGAGGAGAUGCAGAGUGUGUUGCUGCUGGAGAGAUUCACCAGUGUACAGGCUGUACUGGCUUCACCUGAGGCUUCUAGGGGUGAGGACUGGGGCUGUGGCGGUCAUGACAUUUUGUCAGCCGGUUAUUGUCAUGCAAAAGACUGCUGGUCUCACGUGGUGAGCCAGGACUCCUCAUUGAACCUGCCAGGGUCCUUGUGUGCGUCUCUCUGGGUGGGGAACGUGACCACUGAGAUUGCUGAGAAACACCUGUUGGACCUCUUUCAAACCUAUGGGGAGAUAGACAGCAUACGAGUUAUCCACGAGCGGUUCUGUGCAUUUGUCAACUUCAAGAACGCCAACAUGGCAUCGCGGGCCAUGGAGAAACUCAACGGCUACAGUAUAGAGAACACAAGGUUGGUGGUUCGCUACCCAGACCGUAACACCCAGAGGGUUCUGCCAAUCCCCCUCAAGAGUAGCCCCCCCGCAUCGCAACAGGCAGCUGCUGCUACUUGUCCCAGACGUCGUGGCCCAGUGAACGGAGAUGAGUGUUACUUCUGGAGGACCACUGGCUGCCAUUUUGGGGACAAGUGUCGCUACAAACACAUUUCCGAACAGAGGGGCAAAGACAGGAAGCCCUGGCAGCCCUGAGCACAGUUUCCUCCCCACCUCUGGGCUUUUAUAGAAACUGGAACCCCAUUACGAACACUGACUGAGCCGAAGGACUAUUAAAUUGGGCCAUGUUCUCCCCCCAAGGACAGCAGGAGAACUGUUAUGGAGGACAAUGUUAAGACUAAUAAAAUGGUGGACACCAUAAUUUAAUGAGUGGACACCAUCAUUAAUAAGAGCGUAUUUUGACUAAUAAUGGACCAAUUAACAGCCGUUCCCCUUGACCACAGCUCUGUGUUUAGGCUCAUGAAAACCAACCUCAAAAGCUUUAAGCCUUAAAACCUUAUCGGCCUUUACAGUUAGCAUUAGUUAGCCUUACAGCUUGCAUUUGUUAGCCUAACCAGCCAGUUCAAGGCUUAGAGGAAGAAAGGUGUCAUACAUUGUCAAGAUUCUCUAGGAGGAGCUCUCCUUUCUCUGCUUUGGUGAAGGUAACCAACUGAACAAUUUUCUAUGACCUCUGUUCGAUCAUUUAUCUGAUUUGAGUCUUGAUCCUGGGAAAGUGACAAUGGGUGCUGUUUCUCUAGUAAGGGCAAGCUGCAGUCUCGGUCCCUUCAGCCCUGGCUAUGCUAUGCUAUGCUAAUCUACAGCCACUACUGUCUGGGUUUUGUGGCCUGUGCUGUCCUUGUCCUCCUUCUCUCAUUUCCCAACCACAUCUCUCUUACCGUGCCAAUACCGUCAGAAUGGAAUAGGCCCUCUACACCAAAGGUGACCCAGAAGCCAUGCAGCAGAUUCACCCUGACGUUUCAGUUCCUCCCUAAAAGGAUGGUGCCUCCCUUCCACUCUGACUUGGUGCUUAGUAACCUUAUAAUAGUAUAAUGUUCAUUAGGUACCAAAUGUGAGAAAACAGACAGGGAAGGACUACCUGGAUUUCUCCAAAAAUAAAUGUUCCAUUUCCAAACAUUUUCCUUGGCAUGCCCUAAUGAACAUGACCCAGUACUUGAUCUACACUGGGCUAUGGAUCUGUGCUAUUGGCCUUAGCUAUGUGGUCCAUUGCAAUGUGCACAAACCCCAUAAUGAAGAUCUAAAGAGAGGUUGGGGAAGAGAGCAGUACCACCAAAUUCCAUAAAGGUAACUUGUUCUUCAGUGUAUUAAUGUGUGUUUCUAUUUUUCAUUUUACUACUGUACCCGAUGGCCAACCACUUAAAUGCAGACUGAAUCUGUUGCGUGAUUUUUGACACUGAGAAUUGACACCUACUUGUCUGUGUUUGUCAAGGUUUGAGUAAUUGUAGUUAUUAAGUAAGCUAGUUUUUAAAACAUCUGGGAAAUAAGCCUCUUAUUUCUUGAAUGAACCAAAUAGAUUUUUCUACCAUCUAUUCUCUAGAACAAGCACCCUCUUUGUCCUAUGAAGGAACAGAAUCACUGAAUUUACACUGUAUUCGGAGGGUAUUCAGACCCCUUGACUUUUUCGAUAUUUUGUUAUGUUACAGCCUUAGUCUAAAAUGGAUUGAUUGAGGGAAAAGAAAAUCUACCCACAAUACAGCAUAAUGACAAAGUGAAAACAAGUUUUUAGAUGUUUUUUUUGAAACCGAUACCUUAUUUACAUUAUUAUUCACAAGGGGAGGUUCUGCUUUUCUGUGGUUGCCUUGUUUCCAGCCUCGUAGAGAUUGGUCAAAGCAAACAGAACUUCAUAUUGGGGAAAAAGUCACAUGAGAAACCAAGAGAAUAUUACCUUUUUAAAUGAAUCGCAGAAGUGUAUUUUUUUUGUUCGUUUCAUGACCAAGUACACAGUAUUCACUCAUUUUGGCCAAUGCAUGUUUAAUAAUUUUGAUAGAAAUGAACAAUUAAGUAUUUCUGUGUGGUGCCCACUUUUAAAUUUGGUGUGGUUUUAGUAAAGGAGUCCAUUUCUCGAGCCCCCUUUUUAAUUUUUUUUUAAUGAUAUACCCCACAAAAUCGGUAUACGCACAACUGUUUAACUCAGGCACUGUAAUCUCUGUAUGCUAAAUCUACCAAAUAUUGUGUUAAACUAUUCUGCACUGCCAAAGAGUCCUUUGUAAGUCAUACAUUUAUUUGAAUAAUUUCA